This is a messenger RNA of Epinephelus fuscoguttatus (brown-marbled grouper), 2817 nucleotides long. RefSeq names its product pleckstrin homology domain containing A2 (gene plekha2). Gene Ontology annotation, cellular component: membrane; cytoplasm. Lineage: Eukaryota; Metazoa; Chordata; Actinopteri; Perciformes; Serranidae. The transcript has 12 exons. Gene Ontology annotation, molecular function: PDZ domain binding. The coding region runs from base 275 to 1576 and encodes 433 amino acids. The record is from RefSeq and is a predicted model, not a curated record.
CGGGGCUGGUUUAUUCUAAUAACGAAACGACCAACCCGGAAAAAAAGACAACUGUUCUGUAAUCCGAUCACACAAACAAACAGACGACAGUGUGGGAACCUGGUGCACGCCGGCUUUGUUCAUAUAGGGGCUGUUUGUAAAACUUAUUUAAACUUUGUGUAACAUGCUCGUUAUUUACCCAACUCGGGUCUGUCCUCUGAGCUCCGGAGCCGUGCGGGGCGCUGGCUGUGGCGCACACUGACUCUCCACAGUGGUGACAUGUGAUAGCAGCAGCAUGCCGUACUUUGACCGGCUGAACCGUGUAUGUGGCUUCCUGGACAUCGAGGAGAAGGAGAACAGCUGCCGCUUCCAGAGGCGAUACUUCAUCCUCGACACGCAGGAAAAUGCUCUGCUGUGGUAUAUGGACAACCCUCAGAACCUGCCCAGUGGAGCUAGCUUUGUUGGCAGCCUGAAACUAACCUACAUCUCUAAGGUGAGUGAAGCUGCAGCAAAGCAAAAGCCCAAGACAGAGUUCUGCUUUGUCAUCAACGCAGUUUCCCGGAGGUAUUUCCUCCAAGCCAACGAUGUGACUGACAUGAGGGACUGGGUGGAAGCUCUCAACAAGGCCAGCAAGAUCACUGUUCCUAAGCCUGGCCCUGCUCCUCCGAGGUCCGUGGUGGCCGCAGUAAUCAGCGACACUCAAGGAGGGAAGAGACAACAGGCCUACAAGGCCGAGAUCAUCGGUGGCGUGGUGGUGCACACUCCCAUCCAGAAUGAGAGCGAAGAGACAGAAGGGAGAGAGAGGAAGGGCAACAGGCCAGGCGUGCUGAGGUGCGGUUACUGUGUCAAACAAGGAAAUGUGAGGAAGAGCUGGAAGAGGAGGUUUUUCACCCUGGAUGACAAUGCAGUCAGUUACUACAAGUCUGAGACGGAUAAGGAGCCUCUCCGAGCUAUUCAACUGAGAGACAUUCAGAAGGUCCAUGAAUGUCUCGUCAAGUCAGGGGAUCUUCUGCUGAGAGACAACCUGUUUGAGAUCAUCACCGGCUCCCGAACCUUCUACAUUCAGACAGAUUCUCCAGAGGAGAUGCAUGGCUGGAUCAGGGACAUUGAGAUGAAGAUCCAGGACUUCAGAGGUCCCCCUAAGGGUUUUUCAUUUAAACGUGCGUCCUCUCUCUAUCGAAGUCACAACGCCUCCUCGGCGUCUCGGGGUCAACAGAACGAUGAGCGCAGACCUACACUGGUCAAGUCCUGCUCUGUGGCACCAGGCUGGCAGCCCUGGACGCCUGUCCCUCCGGGUGAGCCCUCCAUCCUGGAUACAGAGGAUGAUGACAGCGCCUUCAGCUCUGUGACCACCUUACCUUCUCUCUCCUCCUCCUCCACUUCCUCCUCCACCUCCUCCUCCUCCAACUCCCUCUCUGCCCCAAACCCUUGCCCCAGCGCACCUCCAGCAGCUUCAACCAGUGGACUGGGGAUCCUCACAGCAUCAGGAGAUGUGGCCAGCGGGCGUCGGAGGCACCGCUCGCAGCCUCAGCCUCACAGCGGCUGCAGCUUUCCCUUCAGCCUGGACGACGACAGCAUCCGCACCACAGAUGUAUAGGUUCACCAGAGUCUGUUUAGACUCCUGUGUGGACUUGUGUGUUGGUACCUGCUUUAAAAUGAAUGUGACUGGUAAUAAUAGUAUUCCCUGCUAAUGAAGUGACACUGUGACCAUCUGCCUCAACGCCAUGACGUGAGAUUGGGGCCUCCUGCUGGACAUGUAGCUGUAUUACAGAUGAAGGAUGCACCCAGCUGGAAGGGGACCAACAGGCGCAGUGUUUGUUCACAGGACUGUGAAGAAGUACGAUGGAGUAUUUUUAGUGCAACUUCCUCUGAAAACUUGAAUGAUCUUGUAGUUAAUUGUUCUUGCAGACUUACAAGUUAUGGCACAUGCUUUCAAUCUGUUGCACUUGGCUCCCCUUGGAGAUACAACAUCAAGAACGUGUUUUCACCCCUGCUGGAGGUAUUCAACAAGUGUUUAAAGGCAUUUAAACACAUGAGUAUCAAUAAUUUUUAUAUUCAAGCUUAUGUUCUUAAAGUACUUCAAAAUAAUUAGUCUGUUUAGUUUCUUUUGAGCCCAGCAGUGUUUUUCCCUCUUUCCUCCCGAGACACACAUUAUGUUACCUUCAUUAAUAAUUAACAAGCAUUUUAUUACUAACAUCUAAUCAGGUGUCUGGGGGAAAGUGUAAGUGUACGUCUCAUAAAAAUGGUACAUGCACUCACAGGCUCUUCUGAUGUCAGCAGCAGCUUUUAUGUGUUUGCACUAUGUUUUAAAACAGGAGCUUUUAAUACUCAGCCUAAAGAUAAAUCAUCAGUAAACAUAUGCGGAUUAUGAAACAGUGGGCCUCUGGGCACAGACAUGUAGACUGCCCCACCACCUCUCCUACACAGGAGCAAGAAACUCAGAGUCGUUCAGCCUCUUUUUGUUGUCGCUUUGCAUCUCUUUGCAGUUGCUUUGUGUCUCUUUGUUGUCAUUUUGAGUCUCUCUUGUCAUUUUCUCUUUGUGCUUAUUCCCCUUUUCGUAGUCUGUAUAAGUCUCUAUGUUCCUCUUUGCAGCUGUUGGUAUCUUUGUAGUAAUUUUGUGUCUCUUAAUGGUCAUUUUGAGUCUCUUUGUAGUUGCGUUGAGUCUCUUUGUAGUCAUUUUGAGUCUCUUCUCAUUUUCUCUGUGUUUAUUCCCCUAUUCUUUGUCUAUGAGUCAGCUUGUGUCUCUGCAGCUGUAUUGCAUCUCUUUGUAGUUGUUUUGUGUCUCUUAGAGGUCGUUUUGAGUCUCUUUGUAGUUUCUCUGCACUCUUUGUAGUCAUU